UCUAAAUACAACGCUCAUUUCGCCUUGUCUACGCUCGUCACCUGCCGUCACGAUAUUCUUCCAUGUUAGAGUUUCUUGUGCUCACAAAUCUUCUCUCCCUCCUAUUCUGCAGAUGGCCAACCGUGUUACACUACCCACUCGCACUCCUUACAACACCAAGUCUAACAGACGCCGUGUUGUCAAGACCCCAGGUGGAAAACUCAAGUACCACUUGACCGGAAAGAUUGCCACAUCACCAAAAUGUGGUGACUGCCAUACCGCUUUGCCAGGAAUCAAAGCUCUCCGUCCUCGUGAAUACGCCAACGUUAGCAAGACAAAGAAGACCGUCCAAAGAGCAUACGGAGGAAGCAGAUGUGCAAACUGCGUCCGAACAAGAAUCAUCCGUGCUUUCUUGGUUGAAGAAGCCAAGAUCGUCAAGGCCGUUUUGGCCAGCCAAAAGUCAAAGAAGUAAAGGAUUGAUCAUCAAUGAAGAUGUUUGAUUUUCUCUCGCCCAUCUUUGAACAACUUUCUCGAUAUGAUGAGCAUGAUUCGAUUUGCUGGCAUUUGGACACCUGAAUGGAAAGGCACAAACGAUUAGCAAUCGCCAUCUUUUCGUCAUUAUCGAUUGUAUGACCACCUCAUCAUUCUCUUUUCUUCACGACAUCACACGUGUACGUCAUAUAUGCGCACAUGCAUACAUCAUAAUACAUUACACUUGCAUAGCAUUCCGUGUCUAUACAAAGGCAAAGGGGAGGAGGGAGAUUCUAUAUUUGGGUAUCCUUUUCUUGG
Messenger RNA from Meira miltonrushii, 768 nucleotides. Its product is annotated as putative ribosomal protein L34.e. Gene Ontology annotation, cellular component: ribosome; cytosolic large ribosomal subunit. Gene Ontology annotation, biological process: translation; ribosome biogenesis. The transcript has a single exon. The record is from RefSeq and is a predicted model, not a curated record. The coding region runs from base 113 to 451 and encodes 112 amino acids. Gene Ontology annotation, molecular function: structural constituent of ribosome. Lineage: Eukaryota; Fungi; Basidiomycota; Exobasidiomycetes; Exobasidiales; Brachybasidiaceae.